AAGUCGCGGGGCAGCCGGAGGCCGCGGCGGUGGUGAUCGGUACGGAUGGUUUCCGCCUGCGGAAGCCUCUCGGAAUUGGGCUGUCGUCGGGUCGCAGCUCACGGAAGCCUUUGCCGCAGGGGUGGUUUCGGCUCGGUCUUCGCCGCCGGAAAUGGCCCAUGUGCUCUGUAACAGAGCCAGACUGGUUUCCUAUCUCCCAGGCUUUUGCUCUCUAGUUAGAAGAGUUGUUAAUCCAAAAGCCUUUUCAACUGCAGGAUCCUCAGGUUCUGAUGAAUCUCAUGUGGCCACUUCACCUCCUGAUAUAUGCUCUAGAACAGUAUGGCCUGAUGAAACUAUGGGACCAUUUGGACCUCAGGAUCAAAGAUUCCAGCUUCCAGGAAACAUAGGUUUUGAUUGCCACCUCAAUGGGACUGCAUUACAGAAGAAAAGCCAGGUUCAUAAAACUUUGCCCGAUGUUCUAGCAGAGCCAUUAUCCACCGAAAGACAUGAGUUUGUGAUGGCACAAUAUGUGAAUGAAUUUCAGGGUAAUGACACACCUAUUGAACAAGAAAUUAACAGUGCAGAAACUUAUUUUGAAAGUGCCAGAGUUGAGUGUGCAAUCCAAACAUGUCCAGAAUUGCUGCGAAGAGAUUUUGAAUCACUGUUUCCGGAAGUGGCCAAUAGCAAACUAAUGAUUCUAACUGUAACUCAGAAAACUAAGAAUGAUAUGACUGUUUGGAGUGAAGAGGUAGAAGUUGAAAGAGAAAUGCUGCUAGAAAAGUUCAUUAAUGGUGCUAAAGAAAUUUGCUAUGCUCUUCGAGCUGAAGGCUAUUGGGCUGACUUUAUUGAUCCAUCAUCUGGUUUGGCAUUUUUUGGACCAUAUACAAACAAUACUCUUUUUGAAACUGAUGAACGCUACCGACAUUUAGGAUUCUCUGUUGAUGAUCUUGGCUGCUGUAAAGUGAUCCGUCAUAGCCUCUGGGGAACUCACGUGGUUGUAGGAAGUAUCUUCACUAAUGCAACACCAGACAGCCAUAUUAUGAAGAAAUUAAGUGGAAACUAGCAGUAAUGUCAUUAUGUUAGCAGUACUGUUUGUGUGCAAUGAAUUGAGCUAUAUAAACACAGUCAGACUUCUAUGUUUCAAAUACACUUAUUUUUAGGUAUUUAUUUCAACAUUUAAGGAUUUACAGCAUUUGCAAGUGACUUGAGAUUUUAAAAUCUCAAGUGUUAAUCAUUCAUGUCAGUGAAUACAUGUUAAAUAUACCCACAUUCUGAAGAAUGGAAUUAACAUGUAAUCAGCAUAUGAUGUCUUAUUGUUAAUUCUCUACAUUAUUGCAAAAACCUUAGUUUUAAUUAUUUUUCCCAAAAAUAAAUCAUACAUGUGGUUAUAA
Molecule: messenger RNA, 1370 nt
Organism: Dipodomys ordii (Ord's kangaroo rat)
Lineage: Eukaryota; Metazoa; Chordata; Mammalia; Rodentia; Heteromyidae
Gene: Mmadhc
Product: methylmalonic aciduria (cobalamin deficiency) cblD type, with homocystinuria
Exons: 8
Coding region: 152-1042 (296 amino acids)
Biological process (GO): cobalamin metabolic process
Cellular component (GO): mitochondrion
Source: RefSeq, a predicted model, not a curated record